This is a messenger RNA of Dinoponera quadriceps, 1589 nucleotides long. RefSeq names its product monocarboxylate transporter 12-like. The coding region runs from base 260 to 1387 and encodes 375 amino acids. The record is from RefSeq and is a predicted model, not a curated record. Gene Ontology annotation, biological process: monocarboxylic acid transport; transmembrane transport. Lineage: Eukaryota; Metazoa; Arthropoda; Insecta; Hymenoptera; Formicidae. Gene Ontology annotation, molecular function: monocarboxylic acid transmembrane transporter activity. The transcript has 8 exons.
GCAGACCAGAGACGCAAGACGACGACUACGACAACACGACGACGACGACGGUGACGGCACUCGACGGGCCGUUCGAAGCAGCACAUUGUGCGCCGCGCGCUUUAGUGCACGCGCACGCACGCACCUACGUACACGCGCGCGCGCGCUUGGUGUGUCUCCCGCCUCCUCGGUUCUCUUAUUCCUCGCGGAGGCACGUUGCGGAAUUUUUCGGCAGUCGGUGACAGUGACUUCGUAAGGUGACAGACAUUCGUGCGGGACGAUGUCGACGGCGCAGGCCGGCAAAGUGGACGAGCAGGUUUCCGCGUGCAAGCCGAAGCAACUGAACGGCCGCGGCUGCAACAAGAGUGAGGAGCUACAGCUCGAGGACAUUAACGACAACAACAAUGACGAGGCCAUCGAAGUGGAGAUGGUGGUACCACCCGACGGAGGAUGGGGAUGGGUGAUCGUAGCGGCCUCUUUCAUGUGCAACCUCUUCGUGGAUGGUAUCAUCUUCAGCUUCGGCGUUUUCCUGAACGACAUCGCGAACGCGUUCGCCGUGUCGAAGGCGAGAGUCGCGCUAGUUGGCUCGUUGCAGACCGGAUUUUACCUCAUGGCUGGUCCCUUCGUGUCAGCUCUCGCUAACCGAUAUGGCUUCAGGUUGGUCGCGAUAUUAGGCAGUGUCUUGAGCUGCGGCGCCUUCGUUCUUUCGUACUUCAGCACCUCCAUCGAGUACCUUUACAUCUCCUACGGCUGUAUCGGCGGCAUCGGAGCGGGACUAAUAUACGUGCCGGCCGUGAUCACGACCGGAUUUUACUUCGAGAGAUGGCGUGCCCUGGCCACGGGUAUCGCAGUGUGCGGUUCUGGUAUCGGCGCGUUCCUCCUCGCGCCGAUCUCCGAUCUACUCGUGAAGAACUUCGGCUGGAGAGGCGCGCUGCUCUUUCAAGCGGGCAUGCUGCUGAAUUGCGCUAUAUUCGGUGCCAUGUUCCGGCCCUUGAAGCCGACGAGGAUAAAGGUGAAGCCCGCCGUGGAAAACGCCGCACUCGAGGUGAAGAGCACGUUGAUGGGGAAGGGCGUGUCGACGGCCUCGCUGCACUGCAACGUGCAACCGAAUAGAAGCGGCUUCUUUGGCACGAAUAAUAACACGGAAUACCCGACGGCGGCCGAGUUGCUCGGCAGCAGCCCUAAUAUUGUGAACGCGUCCAAGUCCCUGCACUCGCUGCACAAGGUGCACGUGGAGGACGCUCAGGAUGCUUUGGAGAAGGUGAGCAGCUCGGAGAAACGGCUGUCCGUACCGGUCUACUCCGAUCUGGACGUUGUAAAUAAUGAAGAAAAGAUCGCCGAGGAGAACAAUCUGCUCAGCGGCGAUCUGGAGCGGCUGAACGGCAAAGUGCCGACGAGAUUGAUUUAGACGAUUCAAUGACAACGAUUUUGACGUGAAUGACAAAGAUCGCCCUGAUCAGCCGAGAAAAUUUGAAGAUGGGGUAUUACCGGAAGAAGAUUCUUAAAAGGUUAUCGGAAACAUUAAAUGUUGAUGAGUCAACCGUUAGCAAACGUUUAAAAGCGAUAGGAAUGAUCCAGAAACUAGGAAACUGGGUCCCACAUGAAUUGAG